AUGUGCCUCUUCAGCGCGGGCGAGCUUCACGCUAUGAUGGGGGCGUCUUUUUUUCCGCGACCAGAAGAGCUUUGCGGGUGCUUCGGUUACGACGACAGCUUCAGACAAAUUCUCGGCACAGGCGAAAGAGUUUUUGAG
Amoebophrya sp. A25 is the source of this 138-nucleotide messenger RNA. NCBI's taxonomy places the organism in Eukaryota, Dinophyceae, Syndiniales, Amoebophryaceae. The record is from the annotation of a GenBank genome assembly.